AUGAAAGUAAUUUUGGAUGGCUAUCCCCAACAUAGUCCACCAAUUCAUCCAACGAAACUUACCGACCAGCUGUACAUCGGCAACCAGGAUAACGCCGACGAUGUCAUCUUGUUGCAAGGUUUGGAGAUAACACACGUUUUAAACUGCGCCGGUACAAGGAAUUUCGAUUUAACUCGUUCACCAUACCCGUUAAGUUCCGGUAUAACAAACUUUCUAAUGAUUCCAGCGCAGGAUUAUGACGAAUUCGAUAUAAUGCAGUUUUUCGAGGACGCCAUAGGUUUCUUGGAUUCAGCAACGUUGUCGGGCGGUCGUGCGUUCGUUCAUUGUAGUAUCGGAGUGAAUCGUAGUGGGGCCAUUGUCGCCGCUUACAUGAUGAUCAGUCAGAAGAAACGAUUGCUAGAUGUUAUUGUUGAAUUAAAAGCCAAACGUUUGCUUAUAUUAUGCAAUAUGGGAUUCAGAAAACAGCUG
Messenger RNA from Helobdella robusta, 468 nucleotides. RefSeq lists its product as hypothetical. Gene Ontology annotation, molecular function: protein tyrosine/serine/threonine phosphatase activity; MAP kinase phosphatase activity. Gene Ontology annotation, biological process: negative regulation of MAPK cascade; protein dephosphorylation. The record is from RefSeq and is a predicted model, not a curated record. The annotation marks the transcript as partial. Gene Ontology annotation, cellular component: cytoplasm. NCBI's taxonomy places the organism in Eukaryota, Metazoa, Annelida, Clitellata, Rhynchobdellida, Glossiphoniidae. The transcript has a single exon.